UGUCAUGGCACGAGGCGAUGAUGUCACUGUGUGGCACAAGGCGCCCCCCCACCAACGCCCCCCAUUGCAGGCAGCUGGCUGGGUCUGGCAUAGGGUCUUGCACCACAGCAGAAAAGUUUGGGCCAGGCCGGGCGGGGGCCAUGGCCAAGUCCUACGACCACCUCUUCAAGCUGCUGCUGAUCGGGGACAGCGGCGUGGGCAAGACCUGCCUCAUCAUCCGCUUCGCCGAGGACAACUUUAGCAGCACCUACAUCUCCACCAUUGGGAUCGACUUCAAAAUCCGGACUGUGGAGAUUGAGGGGAAGAAGAUCAAGCUCCAGGUCUGGGACACAGCGGGACAGGAGCGGUUCAAAACCAUCACCACGGCCUAUUACCGAGGAGCCAUGGGGAUCAUUCUUGUCUACGACAUCACAGAUGAGAAGUCCUUUGAGAACAUCCAGAACUGGAUGAAGAGCAUCAGGGAGAAUGCCUCAGCAGGUGUGGAGCGCCUGCUGCUGGGGAACAAGUGCGACAUGGACGGCAAGCGCAAGGUGCAGCGGGACCAUGCAGAGAAGCUGGCCAAGGAGCACGGGAUCCGGUUCUUUGAGACCAGCGCCAAGUCCAGCCUGAAUGUGGAGGAGGCUUUCACCACGCUGGCCCGGGACAUCCUACUGAAGUCCACCAAGAAAGCGGGCGCGAGCAGCAAGGGGCACCUGGACCUGGCAGCCUCGCAGAAGAAGAGCGGCAGCAGAUGCUCUGUGGCCUAGCGCCCGCCACCACCUGGAGUCCCAAUCCCGAGACCGCAGCCCUGUGCCACCCCCGCCCGCUCCGGGACCGCGCGGGCCGCACCCCGGAGCCGCCGGGCCGACGCUGGGGGCUGGAGCCCCCGGGCACCGUGCGGGGCGGGAGCAGAGCAAGCCGGGGCGCCCACGGACUGAGGGGGGCCGUGAGCAGAGCAGCCCCGGUGCCAGCCCCGCCGUGGGGCCGGGAGCCUCCGGCCACUGCCUGUUGCAGCAGCGCUGGCCACGGUCCCUAGUCACUGUGAUAAAGCCCCCGGUUGUCA
Messenger RNA from Alligator mississippiensis (American alligator), 1042 nucleotides. It is a transcript of the gene RAB13, whose product is annotated as RAB13, member RAS oncogene family. The transcript has 9 exons. The record is from RefSeq and is a predicted model, not a curated record. Lineage: Eukaryota; Metazoa; Chordata; Crocodylia; Alligatoridae. Gene Ontology annotation, biological process: cellular response to insulin stimulus; protein secretion; regulation of exocytosis. Gene Ontology annotation, molecular function: GTPase activity; GTP binding. Bases 18 to 746 code for a protein of 242 amino acids. Gene Ontology annotation, cellular component: endosome; synaptic vesicle; plasma membrane.